GCCCGGCCCAGCCUCUAUGGAGGUAUAAAAGGAGACGGUAACAUGGCGGGCAUCACACACUCUCUCACGGCCCGCACCCAGCAGCAGCAGCAGCCCGACACCCACCUCGAGAUGAACGCACUGAUCGUCCUGUCCGCGCUGCUGGCCGUGGCCUCCGCCGGCUACGUCGCCGACCACUACGGCGGCGGCCUGGGCGGCUACGGCGGCUACGGCGGCUACGGCGGCGGCUACGGUGGCAGCUACUACGGCGGCGCCCUGGGCUACGGUCACGCUGCCCCGCUGGCCUACGCGGCCGCGCCCGUCGUCAAGACCAUCGCUCCCGUCGCGACGUCCUACCAGAACAGCUACCAGAUCUCCAAGUCCGCGUACCCAGUGCACUACGCCUCCCCCGCCAUCGUGAAGGCCCCGAUCGUGGCCGCCGCACCCUUGGCCGUCGCCGCCCCGGCCUACGGCCUCGGCUACGGACACGGCUACGGCCACGAGUACAGCGGACUCGGCUACGCCGGCCACGGCUACAGCGCCGGACUAGGAGGCCUCGGCUACGGCCACGGCUACGGCUCGCACUACCUGUAAGCCGCCCGCCGGCCACUGCCUCGGCCACUGAAGGACGUCCACAGGGCCGCGGCGGGCUCCCAAACGGCCUCGCAACCGUGCCCGUGCGCCCUACUCAAGCGCAUCUGUGUUCCUAUUGUCGAGCCCCCAGGGAGUCGACGCCACUGUGUUCCCACUGCUUGCCAAAGUCCCCCGAGUUCCUCCUAGCGUAUCUGUGUGCUUGUGUGCAUAUAGGAUGUGUCCGAGAUGCGUGAAUGCUUGUGUGUGUUCGGAAGGUGCGUCCGUGUGAGUGAUUGUGACGAGUGCGUGAGUGUGAGAAGAUUCCAGUGCGAGUCAAUUAAACAAAUGUGAAUACAACCUUA
Molecule: messenger RNA, 914 nt
Organism: Frankliniella occidentalis (western flower thrips)
Lineage: Eukaryota; Metazoa; Arthropoda; Insecta; Thysanoptera; Thripidae
Product: cuticle protein 65-like
Exons: 3
Coding region: 43-573 (176 amino acids)
Source: RefSeq, a predicted model, not a curated record